Oncorhynchus keta (chum salmon) is the source of this 5188-nucleotide messenger RNA. RefSeq names its product protein spire homolog 2-like. Gene Ontology annotation, biological process: Golgi vesicle transport; actin filament polymerization; establishment of meiotic spindle localization. The record is from RefSeq and is a predicted model, not a curated record. Gene Ontology annotation, molecular function: actin binding. The transcript has 17 exons. Lineage: Eukaryota; Metazoa; Chordata; Actinopteri; Salmoniformes; Salmonidae. Bases 2060 to 4294 code for a protein of 744 amino acids. Gene Ontology annotation, cellular component: cell cortex; cytoplasmic vesicle membrane.
ACUCAUCCAUAAAUCAAGACCUCUACAUAUACCCAUUCCUGCCACUUCCACUCUGCCAGAAUUUACCUCUCUGGCUCCUGUCUCCUGUUCCACAUCUCACCACCAACCACCUUGCUCUGGAUAUCACUCACCACCAUUACCUUGGAUUCCCCUCAGGACCUGUUCCCCUGUUCUACUCAGCCAACUCCAACCUCACUCUACACCCCUGGUUUUUGCAACUCAUCUGUACUGCCCCGGUUCUGCACUCCCCAUUUCUCUGUUCAAUAAACAUUUUUGUGCAUUCAUCCCGGCUUCCUCUUCUGAGUCCGCUCUUGGGUUCCCCCCUUCGCUCAUCGUAACACAAGCUAGACAAGCAGUCAUCAUCAUGAAUCACGUAGACAAUCUACUAGCAAAUCCUUUUCAACCCUUGUCAUAUGAAGAGAAAUUAUAGACAAAACGUAUCGGUGCUCAUCGGCCAUUGGACAUUACACAACAAGUCGGAAAUGUAAAAUUCAACAAUGAGCGAUUCAGAAGUAAUCAGUGUCUAACUGCAAGUGUUGCAAAGCAAUCACUAUGUUGCUUCCCCUAUUCGGUUAAGAGGGUCUCUUUCUAGAGCUUCAACCUGAAGAUCACUGGUUCAACAUUGUUUUCCCGGUAGUCUUGAAAGGACCAUAAAUCCAGAGAAUGACAGACUUUGAUGACAGAGUUUGCCCACAAGAAGGACAGUAGUGCCACAUUACUGUUCAAGUGAACAUAGCACAACAACAGUCUAUGGCUUGGGUGGCUGGAGUUUUUAACAAUAUUCUGGGCCCCCCUUUCACACCAUCUGAUAUAGAGGACCUGAAUGGCAGGGAGCUCGGCCCCAGUGAUGUGAUCGAGGGCAGUGCUGUUGCCAUACCAAGCAGUGAGGAGGCCAGUCAAGAUGGUCUCAAUGGUGCAGCUGUAGAACCUUUUGAGGAUUUGAGGGCCCAUGCCAAACCUUUCAACCUCCUGAGGGGGAAGAGUCGCCGUUGUGCCUUCUUAACGACUGUGCGCCUGUGUGUGGACCAUUUUAAGUCCUUAGUGAUUUGGACACUGAGGAAAUUGAAACUGUCAACCUGCUCCAGUGCAGUCCCAUUAAUAUGGAUGGGGGCGUGCUUGUCCUCCCUUUCCUGUAAGCCCACGAUCAGCUCAUUGGUCUUGUUGAGGGAGAUGUUGUCCCGCCACCACACCUCCUACUUGUCUCAUCGUCCGAUGUGAUCAAGCCAACCACCAUCGUGUCGUCAGCAAUCUUGAUGGUGUUGAAGUUGAAUGUGGCCACGCAGUCGUGGGUGAAUAGGAGGGGACUAAGCACACACCCCUUUCGGGCCCCCAUGUUGAGGGUCAGUGUGGCAGAGGUGAUGUUGCCUCCCCUACCACCUGGGGUCAGCCCCUCAGGAAGUCCAGUUUCCAGUUGCAGAGGGAGUUGUUCUGUCCCAUGGUCCUGAGCUUGGAGGGGACAAUAGUGUUGAACGCUGAGCUGUAGUCAAUGAAUGACAUUUUCAAGCAAUGCUUAUUACAAGGUUAUUACUUAAACUACACUAUCCUAUAUUAACUACUGAUGAACAGUCUAUAACUACUUAUAAACCCUUUCCAAGCUCUUAUUUGUAGUCAGCUGGCUAUUAUUUCAUUGGGCCUACAUAUGGGUUGAAUGUCAUGAAUGAGUUUCUGCAUGAUGCACUGCUUCUGUUGAUCGCCCUGUAGCCUACUUUGAUAGGAUGGUGGGUUCAAUAUUUUGUGGGUUGGUUGGAUGAUGCUCUGGAUGAGUGAGACAGGGGCGGAGCACAGCGGCUGUUGGGAUACGCUGCAGUGGAGCCAAAAAUCUGGGGAACCAGACUGUCAAACCUAAGGUUGAUUGCGACACUGGCGUAAGGUUUCCGCCUCCUCUCCUUUCGGCACUGAUUGAAAUUCAUGCAGAUCAAAGAUCGCUUUCGUUUACUGUUAUGGUAACUCGCAACUGCGGCAGUUGAGUUGGCGUGCUGUGGGGAAGGAAGGAACCCGGCGGGAACAGAUAAUGGCCUCCGAGCCGGCGGAGUAAUGGGAUCGGUCGCCUACCGCAGCCAUGGCCAGAUCAACAAACAGAAGCGCCAAGGAUGGAGAUUCAAGGGUGUCUGCUCCCACGGACCGGGCAGAGGCGCGGGACCUGAGCGACCCCAGAGAACUGUCUCUUGAAGAAGUGCUGAAAUCCUACGAGCAGCCCAUAAACGAGGAGCAGGCUUGGGCGAUGUGUUAUCAAUGCUGCAGCUGGUUGAGAGUGCCGCGCCCGGCCACUGUGACUGGUGGAGUUUACAGGGUGAAGGACCCGUCCUCUAUACUCCUACUCAGGGAUGGGACGGUUUCCCCAAAGCAAGAACCAGAUGACACAGAUGGACCUCCCCUUCCACCAAUCACAGAGCGCCAGCUGGUUCAGUCUCUGGGCGUGGCCAUCUACCAGGCCCUAGACUGGGGACUGGAUGACAGUGAGGAGCGGGAGCUGAGUCCUCAGCUGGAGCGGCUCAUUGAGCGCAUGGCAGGAGGAGAUCAUAGCCUGCAGGCUGACUCCGGCAGUGGCAACGGAACAACAGACGAGGGCUACAGUGGACAGGAGGAAGAGGAAGAGGAGGGAGAAAAGGGGGCUAUAAGACCAGUGUGUACAUUCAGCCAGGUGAUGACGCUGUGCACCUCCAGAUUGGCAAACCCUGUUCUUGCUCCGGAGCACUACCAGGCUGUGUGCAGAGCCUUGUUCGUUGAGACUCUUGAGCUGCAAACCUUUCUGAUCAAAAUCCGAAAUGCCAAGGAGAUGCUGAAGAAGAUCAAUGGAGAGGAUCCUCAGGAAGAUCAAGCUGAGAUCGAUGCACUGAAACACACAGACUGGACUCGUCUCUGGGUCCAGUUGAUGAAGGAGCUGAGACAGGGGGUGAAACUAAAGAAGGUGCAGGAGCAUGAGUUUGACACACUGCCCACUGAGUUCAGCCUCACUCCCUUUGAGAUGCUCAUGCAGGACAUCCGCACCCGCAAGUUCCAACUGCGAAAAGUCAUGGAGGAUGGUGACAUCCCCACACGAGUGAAAAGAAAUGCCCAUGAGUUUAUUUUGGACUUCAUCAGGUCUCGCCCUCCACUGAAACCAGCGUCAGAGCGCAACCUGCCCCCUCCUCCUCAGGAGCAGCAGUCCCUUCACGAACGCGUCCUUGCUGAAAUCAAACAGGAGCGCAAACUGAAGCCUGUGGACUCACCCGGCUCCAAGAGAUCGUUUGGCUCCUUGCCCUGUCUGGCACCCGCCUUCCCGUGUGAUUUCAAAUCUACUUCCUGCAUUGACCUGUCAGUCUCAGAGCUUAGGUCCCGCCCCCCAUCUCAUCCUCGUGUUCUGCUCAAAGCUCCUACUCUUCAGGAGAUGGAGGAGAUGAGUAUUUUGGAGGAUGAGGAGUCUCCAGGAGAGCUCUGCCGGGCUGAGAGUUUUCCCACAUCCAUGAAACGGGACCGCUCCUUCUCUGAACAUGACCUGGCUGAGCUCAGGGGGGAGAUUCUCCCCUCACUGUCCGAAUCCGCCCAUCUGGGAAGGGCUGUGUUGUGGAGGGGGGAGAGACCACGGUCACACACGCUCUCAGGGGCUGGGCCACCCCCCACGCACAGAGGCUGGGUGCCCCUCUCCCCUGCCCGUAUCUCUCUCAGCUCAGUGGAUGAGACCACAGAAGGGGCAGAGACUGGCUCCAGCUCUCGGGGUGGCUAUAAACCCAAGUGUAUGGAGGAAUUCAGUCACCCAGUGGAGAGUCUUGCCUUAACAGUCGAUGAGGUCAUCAAUGUGCGUCGUGUGCUGGUGAAAGCAGAGAUGGAGAAGUACCUCCAGAACAAGGAACUGUAUUACAAUCUGAGGAGAGGCAAGGUGUGCUGUUGCUGCAGAAUUAAAUUCCCCCUCUUUUCCUGGCCAUCCACCUGCCUGCUCUGUAAAAGGUCUGUCUGUGGAUCCUGCAGUGCAAAGAUGAAGAUUCCUUCCAAGAAGAUGGCCCACAUCCCAGUCUACACUGUGGGCUUUCACAGCAGCCCAAAGAGCCAUGGUCGCAAGAGUGAGGUUUACAAAUCUUUGCGCACUCUCUCCCGCCGGUCUGUGGAGGAGGAGUUCCCCCACCUGUACGCCCAUGGCUGCAGCCUGCGGGAUGUCUGUGUGGACUGCACCAAGUUUGUGGCUGAUGUCAUCUCGUCCAGUCGCAGGAGCCUGGACAUCCUCAACAACACUCCCAAGAGGGAGAGUGCUAUGCCCAAGACACACCCCCAACCUCAUGCGUCACCACAUCCGCCCACCUUGAAGAGGAAGAACAAGUGAAUAGAUCGACUGUUGGUUUUUCCUGCACCUCCUUAACAGGGUUGAACCUGUGCUGCACGACUAGCCUACUCAAAUACCCCACCAUUCCCCCUAACCUGCAAGUAUCCCCUCCUCAUGCUGAAGUGCUUGUUAAGGGUUGUUCCUCCCCCACUCCACUGUGGAGGUUCAUAGGAGGAUAUGGCCUAGGAACAACAAUAAGUCUGCCUCAUCACAGCAGUGAUUACUUCACUCACGGGUCUGAUGCGCAGCUGAAACUGAGAGAGAGGACGUAAGGGAGAAGUGGAGGGCAAGCAGAGAAGGGAGGCAAAACAGAGGGAGGAGGAAAUAGGUGAGAGAGGAGGAAAUAGGUGAGAGAGGAAGAGGUAAGGAUGAUUGGAAAAAGUAGAUAUAUCUACUGUAGGAGCCAAGAGUUUGGUUUAGGCUAAACAUUUAGCUCCCUAGUUGCCUUGUUGUAGUUGUGAAACACCAAAAUAACACAUUUGAACUGUAAACACACCUUCUUGCCAUGACACACCUUCUUAGAACACUGGAUUUUUUUUCUGGAAUUUUAAAAUAACACUAUGGCAAGCUCAAUAGAAGAGAUAUUUCACUAUGACAAUAGUUGUUGGAAUGUGCUAGGAUUGUCUGUGGUCCAACUUAAUGAUGCAUGGUGACAUUGUCGGUACGACUGUUUGAAUGUAACCGGGUCUGAGAGGACUAGUAAAGGUCAGUUCUGGGUAAAAGAGAUCCUGAGAGAGACCAUUCCUGUCGGCACCACACGGGACUGGACCCCAGCCGUCUAUCUCUGCUGCUUCAGAAUGACAUUUAAGCCCCCUCUCUCACCCUGUGAGAUCUGCUCUAAUUUUCUAAACACUAAGUAAACCUUAACUGCAAUAAAUCUAAUGUAACCAUGAA